UGCAACCUGGGAUAGCAUCCGGGAUUUCCGGUAAGGAGAGCGGCGGCAUCGGAGGACCGCUGUUGGAGGACCGCUGCCUGCUGCCGUUUCUCUCCCAGGCCCGAGGCCCCUCCAUUAUCCCGGCGCCAUGGCGAUGCAAGCGGCGAAACGAGCCAACAUUCGGCUGCCACCGGAGGUCAAUCGGAUCCUAUACAUCAGGAACUUGCCUUAUAAAAUCACCGCGGAGGAGAUGUAUGAUAUUUUUGGGAAAUACGGACCUAUUCGGCAAAUCAGGGUUGGAAACACUCCAGAAACAAGAGGAACAGCCUAUGUGGUUUAUGAAGACAUCUUUGAUGCCAAAAAUGCUUGUGAUCAUCUGUCAGGAUUCAAUGUAUGCAACAGAUACCUUGUCGUUUUGUACUACAAUGCAAACAGGGCAUUCCAAAAGAUGGACACAAAGAAGAAAGAGGAACAGCUUAAGCUGCUCAAAGAAAAAUAUGGAAUAAAUACAGACCCACCAAAAUAAACUGAUGUGUUUUAAAAACUGUUCUCCAGAUCUGCUGCUGUGUUUUGAAACUAAGCAAGGAUUCCCACUGAAGUAUAGCUUACUGUUUUUAGCAGGCUGUAAUUUGAAUCUUUAGAUCAACUGAAUAGAUGUGAAACAUCAGAAUAUCUGUUUUAAGGUAAAAUCCCCUGAAGGGACACGACUUCCUGUGUUGUAAGGGCUUGGAUGGGUAAGUGCUGUGUAACCACAGUCCUGUUUGGGGCAGACCUUUGGAAGAUGGGACCACAUAAGUGGAGCAGUUCUGGCCUGCUGCUCCCCAGCCUCCAGAACUGACUUUAAACAUGGUAGCCAGCUGAUGAUGCAGAAGAAUUUCAAGGGCUCGAUAUGAACUAUCUCUGAAUUUCACUUGCUGCUUCCAAAAAUUGAUUAAAUGCAAGUAAAUGGGACCCUCCCUGCUUU
Lagopus muta (rock ptarmigan) is the source of this 943-nucleotide messenger RNA. RefSeq names its product splicing factor 3b subunit 6 (gene SF3B6). Gene Ontology annotation, cellular component: cytoplasm; nucleus; ribonucleoprotein complex. Gene Ontology annotation, molecular function: mRNA binding. The transcript is spliced from 4 exons. Bases 128 to 505 code for a protein of 125 amino acids. Lineage: Eukaryota; Metazoa; Chordata; Aves; Galliformes; Phasianidae. The record is from RefSeq and is a predicted model, not a curated record.